UCAAACCAUCUGUUUUAAGUCAAGGACUCCCUGUGCUUUCGAGGCUCUGAAAGAUCAAGACAGGGAGGACAAGUUUGUUGAAGGAGCUACAAAUGAGGAAGUCCACCCGUGUCCUUAAAUCACUGUGAAUACUGGAAAUUACUCCAGGAAUAGCUUUUGUGGGGAGUUAGGAGGGCUAUUUUCAUCUGGCACGGUCACUGCCAGUAAACUCCCACAAAUAUUGAGUUAACAAGUCAUUGAUUAAGGAUUAAAGUUCAGAGAGGCGAGGGUGUGGAGCGAGACCGGUUUUUAUUUGCUGGUCGCUGGUCCUCAACUCCUUUGUUGACUGGAAAUCUCAACCCACUUUCAGCUGAUUAUCCGGAAGAGUUAAGAGCGUCCUGGCAUCUCGGACUUGAGCACAGUCAAGGCAGGUUGAGUGCUUCAAAGAAACACUACGAAGGUGACCAGCAAGGAUCUUCAGAAAGGAACCGUCUUGAGUUGAGGGCUGUAGGAAAAACCCAACUGUCUUGAGUUGAGGGCUGUAGGAGAAACCCAACUGUCUUGAGUUGAGGGCUGUAGGAGAAACCCAACUGCCUUGUGUUGGGGCUGUAGGAGAAACUCAAGUGCCUUGAGUUGGGGGCUGUAGGAGAAACCCAAGAUUCCUAGAGUUUGAUCUCAAGUCCUGAAGAAGACAUGGCCCUCCUGUCCUCUGCCGAUGGCUGCGGAAAAGAAUGCAACAUCUGCUAUGAGUUCUAUCAAGAGGUUUCCACCAGGCGGGUACCGAAGCUUCUCUGGUGUUCUCACACCGUCUGCCUCGCCUGUCUCAGGAAACUGGUUUGCCAAAGCAGAGUGGUCUCCUUCGUGGUCUGCCCUUUCUGCCGGAUGGUGACCCUCGUGCCCCAAGGAGGCCUCCAGGCCUUGAGAAACAACGAAGCCCUCCUACGAGAGAUAGGACCACCAGGAGCGGAGGCGUCCCAGGCCACCUCUGAUGAUGGUUUGGAAGAAGACAAAGAUUCCACAAGAGUUUCCAACUGGUCCUUUGGCAAUGUGGCCCUGUCUGUGGAGUAUACCUAUAGGCCCACUUCGCCCAUCUUCACCGUCAGCAGCAUCGUUCCGGUGUUUUCCACGGGGUUCCAUGCAGGGAUGUGGAGCGGGCUCCGUCAGCAGGAGAUGCAAAACGCUGUGGUGGUAGAGAUCCCUCCAAGGACAUCCUCAGCUCCUGCGUCUGUGGAGAACCUGCGCAUUUGCUUUGCGAUGACUCUGAUCCUUCUUGUGGUCUCCAUCUUCUUCACGCUAGUCUUUUCUUGAGCAGGGAACGCUUGAUGCAUCACCGUAUCCCAAGAAGGGCUUCGGGCCUUGAGGGACAAUGAAAGUCUACAAGAAAUAGGACCACCAAAAGGAGAGGCAUCCUAGUCUGAUCUCAGCCAGAAGGAAGAGAGAAGGUUCUAUGGGCAAGAUGUAGCUGCUGCCACAAGGACCCACAUCGUGCUCCUAGAUUUACUUUCCUCUCUUGCUUGACCAUUUAGAGGGAGACCUCAGGACUCCAGCAGUGAUGAGGUCGCCUCUGUCAAUCUAUUGCUCUCUUUCUGGCUGCUGUUGUGACUUCGCACAAUUAUCUCCUUGGCAAGCAGAAAUGACAGUAGUUCCUAAUGGUGAUGAUCUACAAUUCUUAGGAGCCCCAGCGAGGCAUAACCAAGGGUGAAGGAAGAUGUGGAUUAGCAUCAGCUAGCGGGCUCUGGUUUUUAUAGGGUAUACAAUGGAUGGGUGGGUGAGUGGGAGGGA
This is a messenger RNA of Notechis scutatus (mainland tiger snake), 1761 nucleotides long. RefSeq lists its product as uncharacterized. Lineage: Eukaryota; Metazoa; Chordata; Lepidosauria; Squamata; Elapidae. The record is from RefSeq and is a predicted model, not a curated record. Gene Ontology annotation, molecular function: ubiquitin protein ligase activity. Gene Ontology annotation, biological process: protein ubiquitination.